Molecule: messenger RNA, 5396 nt
Organism: Bufo gargarizans (Asiatic toad)
Lineage: Eukaryota; Metazoa; Chordata; Amphibia; Anura; Bufonidae
Gene: UBE4B
Product: ubiquitination factor E4B
Exons: 29
Coding region: 307-4242 (1311 amino acids)
Biological process (GO): protein polyubiquitination
Cellular component (GO): cytoplasm; ubiquitin ligase complex; nucleus
Molecular function (GO): ubiquitin-ubiquitin ligase activity
Source: RefSeq, a predicted model, not a curated record
AUGUCACCUGAGCACUCUCGCAAGAUGGCCGCCCGGUUGUUUUGAUGAAUAAUCCUGUGUGAAGCGGUGUCAGCUCCCGGUGUCCAGGCCUCCUCCUCCUCAGUGUCCCCGGUCCCCGUGUCGUUCCUCUCCAGCGUCAUAGUGUCUGCGGCGGAGCGAAAGCUGUCUUCUCCUCAUCCGCCAUUAUUCUCUCCAGACUCUUCCGUAGACAAUGCAGCCCUGAAGCCGGAGGCCCCCGGCUCUUCCUCCCCCUCCUCCUGUCCCUCACAAGGACCCCAGGCUUCUGUCACCAUUAAAAGGAAGAUCAUGGAGGAGCUGAGCGCUGACGAGAUAAGACGUAGGCGCCUGGCUCGGCUUGCAGGUGGGCCUUCUUCGCAACCCACGACUCCACUCACUUCUCCACAAAGGGAGAACCCACCUGGACCACCAGUAGCAGGACCUGCCCCCAGUGCAUCCCACCAGCUUGGCCUCAAUGUUCAGGGUAUAACCCCAGCUACCUCACCCAUAGGAGCAUCAGGGGUUGCCCAUCGAAGUCAGAGCAGUGAAGGCGUCAGUUCGCUCAGCAGUUCCCCAUCAAAUAGCCUCGAAACACAGUCCCAGUCCCUGUCUCGUUCUCAGAGCAUGGACAUUGACAGCGUUGCCUGUGAGAAAAGCAUGUCCCAGGUGGAUGUGGACUCAGGGAUUGAGAACAUGGAGGUGGACGAGAGCGAUCGCAGGGAGAAGAGAAGCCUUACUGAUAAGGAAUCCUCUUCAGGUUCUGAGGUGUCUGAAGAACAGUCACUGCAGCUGGUCUGCAAAAUCUUCAGAGUAUCUUGGAAAGACAGAGACAGAGAUGUCGUUUUCCUGAGGUCUCUGUCUGCUCAGUUCAGGCAAAACCCUAAAGAAGUGUAUUCCAAUUUCAAAGACCUAAUUGGGCAGAUUUUAAUGGAAGUCUUGAUGAUGUCCACACAGUCUAAAGACGACAACCCGUUUGCCAGCUUAACUGCAACAUCGCAGCCAAUCGCAACAACGCGAGCCCCAGAGAAGACUUUAUUGCUCAACUCUGGGUCAACACCAGGCACAAGCCCUAUGUUCUGUAACUCUGGAUCCUUAGGUGCCAGCCCCUUAUCAAGUCUUUAUGAUGCUAGUCCCAUUCAUACUGUUGCUGUGCAUACCCCCCAUUCUUCCUUGCCCCCUGUUAUUAGUCCCCAGCCGUGCAGCACUGGGCAGUCUUUGCCUGUACCGUCAAGCCCAUCACUAGGCCAUGCAUCCUCCCCACGUUAUCGACCUUACACUGUCGCCCAUUCGGGACCCCUGCCCAUUCCUUCCAGUCCAAGGACUUCCAGCCUCUCCCCUGUCUUACACCUGUCCAGCAGUCCUCGAGCAGUGCCCGCCAGCUCACCUAGAUGGAGGUCUUUGCGAUCUCCCAGAAUGUCCCCAAGGCAAAACCGGAUGCCUCCUAGUGUUUAUGACAACCCUUUGUCCCUCCUCUUCAAUGAGGCUGAGAACAGUAGUGACGAGGAGAGCGAUGAAGAGGAUUUCUCUAGUGUGCAUUUUGGGUCCAGUGGUACCAGUAGUACAGAGUCCUGUGGCGAUCACUUCACAAUAGAAACUUGCAAAGAAACAGAGAUGCUCAACUACCUCAUUGAGUGCUUUGAUAGAGUGGGAAUAGAGGAGAGGAAAGCACCAAAGUUGUGCAGUCAGCCAGAUGUGAGCCAGCUCCUGAGCAACGUUCGGUCGCAGUGUAUUUGCCAUGCUGCUCUGGUGUUACAGGGAGCUCUCACCCAGCCAAGGUUUGUACAGCAGCAGUCUCUCCUGGUGCCAUAUAUGCUCUGUAGGAACUUGCCAUAUGGCUUCAUCCAAGAACUUGUAAGGACGACAUACCAGGACGAGGAGGUGUUCAAACAGAUCUUCAUUCCUGUUCUGCAAGGAUUGGCUCUGGCAGCUAAAGAUUGUUCUUUGGAUAGUGACAACUUCAAAUACCCACUGAUGGCUUUAGGUGAACUGUGUGAGAUUAAGUUUGGAAAGACUCACCCUGUCUGCUGCUUGAUGGCCUCCCUGCCCCUUUGGUUACCCAAGCCUCUGAGCCCUGCAACUGGCCGAGAGCUGCAGCGCCUGUCUUAUCUUGGUUCUUUCUUCAGCCUUUCUGUCUUUGCCGAGGAUGAUAAUAAAGUUGUUGAGAAAUACUUCUCUGGUCCUACGAUUACUCUAGAAAACACCCGAGUCGUCAGCCAGUCUCUUCAGCAUUACUUGGAGUCAGCACGGCAAGAGUUGUUCAAGAUUUUACACAGCGUGUUGCUGAAUGGCGAGACCCGAGAAUCUGCUCUGAAUUACAUGGCUGCUAUAGUUAAUCGCAAUAUGAAAAAGGCUCAGAUGCAGACAGAUGACAGGCUGGUGUCUACUGAUGGAUUCAUGCUGAAUUUCCUGUGGGUGCUACAGCAGCUCAGCACCAAGAUUAAGCUGGAGACUGUGGACCCUAUGUAUAUUUUCCAUUCAAAAUGUCGUAUAUCACUGCCCAGUGAUGAGACCCGUAUCAAAGCCUCAAUGGAGGAAGUUACCAGCUGGAUGACAGAACUAAGUCAAGAUGCUUCUUCAUUUUCGGAGCCCAAGUUUCCUACAGAGUGCUUCUUUCUGACCUUGCACGCUCAUCAUCUCGCCAUCCUGCCUAGCUGCCGCCGUUAUAUACGUCGAUUAAGGGCCAUCCGGGAACUGAACAGGACGGUGGAAGAGCUGAAGAACAAUGAGAGUCAGUGGAAAGAUUCACCGCUUGCUGCUAGACACAGAGAGAUGCUGAAACGUUGCAAAACCCAGCUGAAGAAACUGGUACGUUGUAAGGCCUGUGCCGACGCUGGUUUACUGGAUGAAAACUUUCUCAGAAGAUGCCUCAGUUUCUAUGGAAUGGUUAUACAGCUUUUGUUACAUAUGGUGGAUCCUGCUUACCCAAGUAUAACGCUGCCUUUAAGCCCAGACAUUCCCAAGAUAUUUGCUGCACUGCCUGAGUUUUAUGUAGAAGAUGUAGCCGAAUUUUUAUUUUUUAUUGUGCAAUAUGCUCCUCAGGUUCUUUUUGAGUCCUCUACACAGGAUGUUGCAACGUUCCUGGUGGUGCUGCUAUGCAACCAGAAUUAUAUCAGAAACCCGUACCUUGUGGCCAAGCUGGUGGAGGUUAUGUUUGUAACUAAUCCAGCUAUCCAGCAUCGGACUCAGAAAUUUUUCGAGAUGAUCGAAGGUCACCCUUUGUCAACCAAACUCCUUGUGCCCUCCCUCAUGAAGUUUUACACAGAUGUCGAACACACCGGCGCUACCAGCGAGUUUUACGAUAAGUUCACCAUACGCUACCACAUAAGCACCAUCUUUAAAAGCCUCUGGCAAAAUCCAGCUCAUCAUGGCACUUUUAUGGAAGAAUUCAACUCGGGGAAGCAGUUUGUACGCUACAUAAACAUGCUGAUUAAUGACACCACCUUCCUGCUGGAUGAGAGCUUGGAGUCCCUGAAGCGAAUCCAUGAAAUGCAAGAAGAGAUGAGGAACAAGGAACACUGGGAUCAGCUUCCUCGGGAUCAGCAGCAAAGCCGUCAGUCCCAGCUGACUCAAGACGAACGUGUCUCCCGUUCCUAUCUUGCUUUAGCCACUGAGACGGUUGACAUGUUCCACAUUCUUACCAAACAAGUGCAGAAACCUUUCUUGAGACCUGAGCUUGGACCCCGGUUAGCUGCCAUGCUAAAUUUUAACUUGCAGCAGUUAUGCGGACCGAAGUGUCGAGACCUGAAGGUAGAAAACCCAGAGAAGUACGGAUUUGAACCAAAGAAACUUCUGGAUCAGCUCACGGAUAUCUACCUGCAUUUAGACUGUGCUCGAUUUGCAAAGGCAAUAGCAGAUGACCAGAGAUCCUACAGCAAAGAUCUGUUUGAAGAGGUGAUAUCCAAAAUGAAAAAGGCUGGAAUUAAAUCUACAAUUGCAAUUGAGAAGUUCAAGCUGUUGGCGGAGAAGGUGGAGGAGAUUGUGGCACGGAAUGCUCGGGCGGAAAUCGAUUAUAGUGAUGCUCCAGAUGAGUUCAGAGAUCCACUGAUGGAUACUUUGAUGUCUGAGCCGGUGAGACUGCCAUCUGGAACCAUCAUGGACAGGUCAAUCAUUCUGAGACACCUCCUUAAUUCAUCUACAGAUCCCUUCAAUAGACAAACACUCACAGAAAACAUGCUUGAACCAGUGCCAGAACUUAAGGAGAGAAUCCAUGCAUGGAUGAGAGAUAAACACAGUGCUGACCAAUGACGUGGUGAAGAAUUGCAGAGAGGUUUGUCAUUUUUGGAGGCAGCCACAGCAGAUGAAUCCCUGUACAUAUAUUUAAAUAAUAUCACAUCCAUCGACAAGCUCACCCAAUGAGGAAUAAACAAAAGGGGAUUAUAUUUUCUUAAAAAAGGCCAGCAAUUACAGCCCAGAAGGCGGAGACCUUCAGUUCAUCCGUGGUGGAGAGCAGGUGGACAGAAAACAUCAUGGUUUCACUACAAGCUGGCAACAAGCUGACUGCAACAAUGUAUCAUUUUUUUUUUUUGUAUUUUUUUUAUAUUUUUUUUUUUGUUUCUGCUGCUACAACACCCUUCCCUUUAUUUUCCCCUUCUCUCUCUGUUCUCCACUGUGAAAGUCUACAGGAAAUAUCUGAAAAUCCAUAUUGGGCUAAGAUCUGUCUUGGCACUCACAUUGUUAACUCCGCCUCCUCCUCCAAGAUGCGCUAUGAUGGUUGUGGGACCCAAAGCAAAGUCUGAUUUGUGAAGCGCUUUUUUAUGAUUCUUAUCUGUAUAAUAUAUGAUAUAUAUUACCAAAUAUAUAUUGAUAUAUUAUGAGUAUAUUUGUUUUAAGCUUGGCGACUGCAAAUGUUUUAUCACAGGCUUUAGAUUCUCAAUUUCUUCCUUUCUUUAUGCUUUCAUGUGCAGCAAAAAAAAGUUUUUUUUUGAAAGAGCAGCAAUUUUUUUUAAUUUUAUUUUUUAUUGCUUGCUUUCUUGAGAUUGAGGGGAGGUAACAGUAUGACAUGUGACACCCCAACCUUGCUUUGCACCCUCUCUUCCUAUGUGAGAGGAUAAUGCCCUGUUUGCGAAAUCUCAGUUUGCACCUAUUGUUUAGCCUUACCAAAGUGAUUGGUGCCAGGGGGACUGGCGAUGUGCAAAGGUUUCCUUUUUCUUUUUUUUUUUUUUUUUUUUUUUUUAAUGAAACCUUUUUGUAUUACUGCCCUCCACAGCAUACUUGAAUUCCUGUACUCUCUUCAAGUGGAAAGGCAGGGAACUUUUAAAGUUAAACUUGUAAAAAGAAAAAAAUUGUGUUUCCCCUAUUUUCAGUUUUCCUUCAGAAACGACUCCCUCCUUCCCACUGAGUUAUGGAUUCUGGGAAAAACAAAACAAAAAAAAAUAAAAAAAAUAAAUGAUAAUAUUGCA